This is a messenger RNA of Penaeus indicus, 1253 nucleotides long. RefSeq lists its product as uncharacterized. Bases 218 to 1114 code for a protein of 298 amino acids. The record is from RefSeq and is a predicted model, not a curated record. The transcript is spliced from 12 exons. NCBI's taxonomy places the organism in Eukaryota, Metazoa, Arthropoda, Malacostraca, Decapoda, Penaeidae.
CGCAGUCUCUCUGGCACGUGUUCAGUUGCCCGCUUUCCUCCGCUCCGACUGGCGGUCCCUCCCGUGGCUGCUAACUGUUUAAUAAAUAAACUAGGAAAUUUUCUAAGAUAUUGACAUUAUGUGACGGUGCCAAAUACUAUUUAAUUUCGACGUUAGAGAGAAAAAAAAACAUUUAGUAGAGGAUUGCAGGCUUAAGGAAAAAUAGAAUAUAAGCAACAUGUUGAAACUAUCAAGAAAAAGCUUAAAUUUGGCUCUCUGCCUCGUGUGGGUGUGCCUGGCAAUCAUGACAGGCCGAACCACCAGCAUCGAAAUCGUAGGGGAAGAGGUGGUCCAGGUAGUGGAAAAUGGUACGGAGGAAUAUAUGGUACUCGACUGCCCGUAUGAGCUCAGCGAGGACGACAAGGUGGGGUUAGUCAUCAAGUGGUAUCAUACCAAUAACCCUGUUAAUGUAUACCAGUGGAUUCAGGGAAGUGCGCCACAGGCUAUCGGCAUCCUAGACGGCCGUGUAGACUUGGACUACGAAGCCAAGGACGAAGACUACCACAGAUACCGAGCUCUCUACAUCAUCCGGCCAACUACAGAGCUCUCGGGAGAAUAUACAUGUACCGUUUCAUCCUUUGAAGACGAGAAGAAAUACCAGCAGAAGCUCGUUGUUUACAGUAAGCCCUCCGAAGUGAAGGUGUGGACGGAGAAACGAGAGGACGAGACCGUGACCGUCGUUUGCGAGGUCGAUGAAAUCUAUCCCGAUCCUGAACUCUCAUUGCAUAUCGUCGCCGAUUCCGAUAACAAGACGAUACUGGCAGGAGGGAAGGAAGUGAAGUCAUGGUCACAGGGUUCGUACAGCGCCAUGAUGGAACUAGAAAUCGAGGAGGACGACUUGGACGGGCCUGUUGAGUUCGUAUGCGAGGUCGCGAUUCCCGACACUGACUUGGUCUUCCCUAACGUGACCAAGUAUGAACCGAAAGUGAAGGUGGUGGAGAGUGCAGAUGUGGAGGUGGUGGAGAGUGAUGACGUGAAGGUGGUGGAGAGCGCAGUGAUGUCAGGCGUACCAAGGACAUACUCAACAUCAGCAACCAUUCUGGGAUUGGCAGCCCUGUUUUUGUGUCUUCUGUAGACCAGAUGAUGACUUCGAUGCAACUGAAUGGAGACCCUCUUGUCCAGCGAGCAGAUGAAAACAGCUAGUCCUUUUGUUGAAUACAGAACAGAAAUAAAGUUGUUCAAAAGGAGCUUUUGAAAGAAAGAGAGAAAGAAAG